AUGCACUACAUCGGCUCCGAUCAUCAUCAACGGUCGGACUCCGAUCAACAACUCCGGGACCGGCAAUACUUAACAUGCUCACAAGGCCAUACUUCGUCUCUGAUACUGCAAACCUUAGAAGGCGGAUCGAUCUGCUUAGUCUGUCUAUCCAAUCUUAUCUCAAAUCCUAAUUCCCCUACCAUUCACGUCUCUUACGCCCUCUCUCAGCUCUCUCAGGCCAUCUCUCAACCUCCUUUCCUCCAUAAUCUCCUCACUGUCCAUCCUCAUUUUCUCGUUUCUCCUCUCAUAACUGCCCUUUCUUCUUUGGAAGACGAGCCCCUCGCCAAACAGACGAUUGAUUUGAUUUCCGAAUUGUGUAGCUCUGGUGAUUCUUCAAUUUACAGCGAGUUUGUUGCUAGGGUUUCGGAUCGAUUGUCUUCUGGUUCCUUAGCUUGGAGCAGGCGACAAAUAUAUAUGCUACACUGCUUAGGUGUUCUAUUGGACAAUCAGAAGAAUGAUCCAUACACCCAUAUCAAAGAAAGAGAUGAGCUUAUUCUGAACCUAGUAACAGGUCUUCAGUUGCCUAGUGAAGAGAUCCAAGGCGAGAUCCUAUUUGUUCUUUACAAAAUAUGUGGCAUCCAACAAGCUUUCAAAGCUAAUAGCAAUGUUGAUGUCUUAUAUGUCCAUUCUUCAAAGAUCUUACAUUUGGCAUUAGAAGUCCUCUUGAAGACCCAACGAGAUGAUGUUCGCUUGAACUGUGUAGCGCUAUUAUCUGUGCUUACACGCAAAGGGUUCUUCGAGAAUGCAUUCGAAAAUGAUGAAACCGCAUACCCUGAAGCAGACAACUCCAUGGAAACAACUGACCAUGAACAAGAAAAAACUCCUCUGAAUCUCUUGUUUGCAGAAGCCAUAAAAGCACCUCUUCUUUCUUCAGAUUGUGAAGUUCAAACUGCCACAUUGGAUUUAAUUGUCCUGUACUUGUCUUAUGGAGGUGUUUCAAGAAAAGAUGUCCAAGUUCUGGUUGAGGAGAACAUUGCUGACUAUGUCUUUGAAAUUUUAAGAUUAUUGGGGUGCAAAAAAGAUUCUCUUGUCAGCUUAUCCCUACAAGUUCUUGAUCUCAUGUCAGUAGCAGAGGAAGCUUUCAAACAAAGACUUGCUAUUGGUUUCACAACUCUUAUUCCUGUUCUUCAUCAUGUUGCUGAAGUCCCUUUUCAUCCUGCUCAAUCUCAAUCACUAAAACUUAUAUCAGAAUGCAUUUCAAAUUGUCCUGGAAUCAUUUCAAGUUUCAACAAUGAAGAAAUCAGUCUUAUAAUGGCAGGGAUGCUCAAGAGACAUGUUGAUGGGGAUGCCAACAUGCUUCCAGAAACAUUCACCCUGGUAUGCUCACUCCUUGUAGCUCUCAUUAACUCUCCAUCUUGUCAUGGACCUCUUAAUAUUGCCAAAUCACUACAAGAUAUAUCAAGAUACACCAUUGCAAUUUGCUUGAGCUUUUAUGGGGAAGAUUCUAGUCAAAUGCUACACUCACUUUACUUACUAAAAGAAACAUAUGAAUACAGUUUACAAGGGAAUUAUACAGAGUUACGUGACUGUAUAUUGGACAUAUGUGAAACCAAUCUUUUGCCUUGGGUUUCCAUGAACAUUAAUGAGAUCGAUGAGGAUAUAACUUUAGGUGUUCUUGAGAUUUUUCACUCGAUACUAACUCACUCUGAAUUCCAACCUAAAGAGUUUGUAGAUGCUUUGGUUUCAUCUUCUUGGUUUAGUUUUUUAUUCGGAUGUUUAGGGCUUUUUCCCACAGAGAAGAUGAAAUGGAGAGUUUAUUUCUUAUUGGGAUCCAUCUUGAAUGUGAUUCUUGGAAAUGAAUGUGGGGAAUACAUCAAAGAUGUUGCUUUGCAUCUCCCAUCUGAUCCUAUUGAUUUGUUGUUUCUUUUGGGGCAAAAGGGAUCUCAUAAUCAACAAAUUUUCUCUUGCCAAUCUGCUGUUCUGUUGAUACUUUACACCAGCUCCUUGUAUGAUGACAGGCUUGCAGAUGAUAGGAAGGUGUUAGCUUCUUUGGAGCAAUAUAUUUUACUCAACAAAUCUAAGCUUUUGAAUAAUGGAGUUGUCAAACUCAAACCACUGAUUUUGGAACUCCUUGUAAAUCUUUAUGGUCUUUAUAGAGGUCUAGCUAAAGUAAGCUACCAAAUACCAUAUAGCCCAGAUGCCGAAAAUACCCUUUUCCUUAUUAUCUCACAAAAACACAUCCACUUUCUCUCUAGAAGAAUCCACUCCACAUCAUUAAAAUGGCUGUUUCAACAAGAAAGAAUCUCCCAAUAUCUAUCUGAUCAGAUUCUAAGAUGGUGUAGACGAUAUUUUGUUUAUGGAAACAACCAGAUUCUUGUGUCUAAUCAUGACACAGUAAAAUUCAGACAACUUGCUGAGCUGGCAGCAUCUGAAGACAACUAUGCAGCCAAAUUACUUGUGUGUUUGUUGCGAGAGGUUGUUGAAGAAACCAGACAAGAAGAUGAUAUUGUUUUAUUGUUGAACAUGAUUGCAUCAAUUGUUGCUUUGUUUCCAUCUUCUUCAAGGGAAUUUUGCUUAAAUGGAAUAUCCCCUGCAAUCAAGUCUCUUUAUUCCCAACAUUCUUGUGGAGAGAUAUUAAAUCUUACUUCUCAAUUGGUUUUUACAAUAUUACAUUCGAUUGAACCGGAAUCGGAAUCGGAAUCACUUUCCGAUGGUGAAGCCUGGAAUGGAAUAGCAACAGAGUUGAUACACUACUUGAUCUCCACAAUUACUAACAAUGGGUUCACUCAAGAAGCUCUCCUUGUAAUGGGGAUUCUUUCUUUAAUCUUGUAUCACUCACUUCAUCAAAACCUUCUAGAAGCAUCCAAGACUAUUCUUUUGAACACCCAAUUGAUCUCAUUGGUUAACAAAAUGAUCCAUGAAGCUUGUUUGAAAGGACCCGCAUUAAUUGAUCAUGAUGAGACAACACAAACCGGAGGAGGCCUCAUUUUUUUGCUUUUUCUUAACUAUUUUUCUCACAGAAGCGUGCAUGUUAUUCUACCAGGGAUUGAAGAUGUAGAAAACUUACUUAACAGCGACAACAAAACCCAACACUCAUCAUUAUUCUACAUCAACAUUCAUUCCCAUGACUUAUGCAGACUCUUACAUUUCGGGUCAACUCCAGUCAAACUAAUAUCUUCAUUCUGCCUACUCCAACUAUUCCAAACAAUCACACAACAAAAAACAAAAUUGCUACUCAAAGAUAAUAUACGUUCCAUAACCUCGAUCCUACAAGGCUUAAUUUUCCACAGCGAUGUUACAAUCGCCAUGAAUUGUGGGCUCUGUAUAUCAAUGGUGAUCGAUUGGGAAAAACAGGAUGAUACUGAUACCCGAUUUGUUGAAAAGGAUAAUUGGUGUCGAUUAAUAACCGAAGAACUGGUGAUGAGUUUGGCUGUUCCAAAUUUGGCGUCGAAAUCGAUCAUGAUUCAUCACAAGCCGGCGGUUUAUGUAGUCGCGUCGAGGUUAGAAUUGCAGAAAGUUCCGCCUCCAUGGAUGUCGGAUGUGUUUGAUGAUUCGUGUAUAAAUGGAAUCAUUCGAAACCUUUCGUCGAGUAACAUAACACGUGAGAUCGUGUUAUUAUUUCGACGACUUUUGCAAUCGGGGUACCUUAACUCCAAGCAUAUCGCUUGCCUCAAUCAGCUUUUCCAGGGUUGCAGAAAACGAGUUUACUCAGUUGACACUGAAGAUGCUGACACAGAAGAGAAGAAGAAGAAGAAGAAGAUGGUUGUUUUUGCAGAGGAUCCAGCUGGACAUGUUUAUGAGACCAUCGAGAUAUGAAGAGUAACAUAUCUUUGACCGAAUCAAAUCCAUCAUGUGAAAUUUCACACCAAGAUAAGAUCGAGUUCCUGACAACCUUCGCCACUGGGCAUAAGAGAAGGAUGUGAUUGCUCGUCUCUUCAUCCAAGUUGCAUGACACACAAAUGGUUGAUGGCACUGCCACCCCUUACUAACGAAAUAGAUGAUGGAAUUUUGCCAAGCUUUGCUCUCCAGAUAAAGCAUAAGAUCUUAUUCGGUAUUACUUUGCACCAUUCAAACGGACCAUCACAAACGAUGUGACUUGCCAUUUCAAUCCAUUCACGUAACGAUCUUAGCGAAAAAUGGUUAUCAACCACAAAGUCAGAUGCCCAACAAUCAUCAUCAUUUUGGUUUUCCAAUAUACAAUUUUCUUUGGAAUCAAUGUUGAAUUUUUUUUUUAACGUAGUUCUGAUUUUGACUAUAUUUUUCCAUACCCCGAUCUAGAUAUGUUAAAAGCACUAUAUUUUACAAUUGAUAACACGGUCCAAUUUGACACCUACCACUACUCAUUCUACUCAUUUAAAUGUGAUAUUAAUAAUUUCAUUUUUAAACUCCCAUGUUUUUUUAUUAUUUUUUUUGUAAGGAUUAGCUUGAGAAAC
Messenger RNA from Lactuca saligna, 4412 nucleotides. Lineage: Eukaryota; Viridiplantae; Streptophyta; Magnoliopsida; Asterales; Asteraceae. The record is from the annotation of a GenBank genome assembly.